Durusdinium trenchii is the source of this 1023-nucleotide messenger RNA. The record is from the annotation of a GenBank genome assembly. Lineage: Eukaryota; Dinophyceae; Suessiales; Symbiodiniaceae.
AUGAUCUUCGUUUCGGCUGUGCCUGUUUGCAUGGUUCAGAUGCCAGCAGGCGUGGCAGGUGCGGAGCUGGACGCGCCCGAGCAGGUCGGAGCGCUGAGUUAUCAUCAGGUCAAGAUGUCGUGCAAGUCACUGGGCCUACAAAUCACUGGCCCCUACUGGAUCUUUGAAGAGAUCGCUGGAAUCCUCUGGGAGGAGGUCGGUGCCAUCAGGAUGUUGCUUUGGGGGGAGGAGGAACUGCUCCACUCCGAGCACUGGAGCAUGGACCAAAGAAAGUCGAUGGCGAUCGCGCUUCGCGAUUGGGCCAUCACCGCCUUGUGGAGCAUCUGGAUCUGCGCCGUGGACGAGCGCUUGGCUUGCGGCGCCCGUGCGGUGCGCUUCACUGGUCUCCUGGAAAGGUUCAUUUUCUACGACCGUGAUUCGAAGGCGUCCAACGCGCAGAGCAGCCGUUUGUUGGGCGGACUGACCAAAGCCCUGAGGAAGCUGGUAGAAGGGCAGAUCCCCUAUGUGAAUCCUCUUCUCCAGGGCUACUUUGAUCGUUUUCUGCAGAUGCAGGACAACGCGGCCUUCCGCAAGGCCAAGCUGAUCCAACACGUGAUGCGGCUGCGUUGGAGUCAUGAGAAGCAGCAGGUCCUUCACACCUUGUCAGACUGGAGUACCCGAGUCCUUUUGAUGAGGCGGAGGAUCGACUUUCUUUCCAACGAGUUCGAUCUCGUGAAGGAAGCCCUUCAGCACUCCAUGCCGAAGGCCGCCGUUGGACGCAUUUGGAAUCAUCUCAAGCCGAAUGUCUUUCGCUAUUUGAGCAACCUCAAGGAGCUCACAGCUAGGAAGCAAGACGCAACUGAUGCAUCAACCGCCUCUUCGAGCGCCGAAGACGCCACCCAGGCCCCUGGAGGUUCGCCAGCCGCACCUCCAGCCCGACGCUGGGCGGACUUCACGGACAGCGAAGGUCCGUGCACGGCACACCGCCACACGCGUCCGAAGUCACGAUCGGAUGCUCACCUGCCAGAGUUUGAGAAUCACUGA